Stomoxys calcitrans (stable fly) is the source of this 1389-nucleotide messenger RNA. RefSeq names its product protein yippee (gene Yippee). NCBI's taxonomy places the organism in Eukaryota, Metazoa, Arthropoda, Insecta, Diptera, Muscidae. The coding region runs from base 472 to 834 and encodes 120 amino acids. The transcript has 3 exons. The record is from RefSeq and is a predicted model, not a curated record.
GAAGACCAUUAAAAACAUUAAAAAUAACAGCAUUACAAAUAACAUUACAAAUUUCAAAACAACACAUUCUAAUGGUUUAUAAUUUUCCAAAAUUAUAUUUCAUUUAACUAGAAUUAUUUUGCACACAAGUUAAGUGCCGUUGAAACAAAGUUCUAUACCAAAUUGGCCUACAAGAAAAAAUCAUUGUCUGAAGAAAUUUCAAUAGAAAAUUAUGAGCAACAACAACAACAACUAGCAGUGACAUAAAGAACAGAACGAAAAUAAACACAGUGAAAGGCAAGACAAGACAAGACAAGCCACAGCAGCGCUGUGGAUACACGAAAUCGAAAUCAUCAUCGUAUCAUCAUUUGUGUGUAACUACGUUCUAUUCAGUUACACAUUACACACAUACCGUCCGUCAAUAUAUUUUUUGGAUUUUUAAUUGACGACGGAGGAAAAUUAUCUUAAACGCUCCGUCUGUCUGGCAGCGCUAUGGGUCGUGUUUUUUUGGAGCAUUUAGGAGGCAUUCGCUUGUUCAACUGCGGUCAGUGUCAAACUAACCUAACCAACCGUAAUCAGCUGAUAAGCACUCGCUUUACAGGAGCCACCGGACGGGCUUAUCUCUUUAAACGUGUGGUCAAUCUCACCUUCAGCAAUGUCCAGGAGAGGGUAAUGCUUACUGGUCGCCACAUGGUACGCGAUGUAAUGUGUAAGAAUUGUAAUGCCAAAUUGGGAUGGAUGUACGAGUAUGCAACAGAUGACGCACAAAAAUAUAAAGAAGGACGUGUUAUUCUGGAAUAUGCAUUGAUUAGUGAAGUCGAAGGAUUCCCUGAGAGUUCAACGCCAACCCAUUAACCCCACAGCAACUAUGGAUGCUCUUAAUAUAUAUAAUCUCCCCACCACCUAUUAUCAAUCAACUCCUCACUAAUAUUUAAUAAUCUACACUUAAGUGAUUUAACAUUAAUUUGAAAUUAAAAGGAAAUAAUGAUCUUUGAUUUAGUGUGUAGUAGCGAAGGAUAUAAAAAAACCAGAAGAAGUAAAAAAGCGUUAAAAGUACGCCUAGAUUUUAAGAAAUUAAAUUUAAUACUACAGCAAACAAGUUGCUAGAAUUAAUAUUUAAAAAAAAAACCAUGCCUUUAAGCCAAAUUACCAAGAUUUGUUCAAAAAGUAUUCUUUGCAUAAACAACCUAUGUUCUCCUCUUUAUGUGUACCACACCUUAGCCUUAGUUUAGAACGUAACGUACAUGGCGCUGUUUUCUAAAUUUAAGUCUGCCCACACUUUUGUUUAGAUCUUAAAGAAUAAUUUAAUUGUCUUUCGUUAAAGCAAGUUUUUAAUAUUUGGCACUAAAAUUCUCAAGUUUUGUUUUUUAAACAUUUAAUAAAUAAUGAACGUCUUCUUUUUUUUUGGAA